Talpa occidentalis (Iberian mole) is the source of this 963-nucleotide messenger RNA. Its product is annotated as epididymal secretory glutathione peroxidase-like. Gene Ontology annotation, biological process: response to oxidative stress. Lineage: Eukaryota; Metazoa; Chordata; Mammalia; Eulipotyphla; Talpidae. Gene Ontology annotation, molecular function: glutathione peroxidase activity. The record is from RefSeq and is a predicted model, not a curated record.
AUGAAUUGCUACAAAGAUGUGAAAGGCACCAUCUACGAUUAUGACGCCAUCACUCUUGAUGGGAGGGAAAAAAUUCAGUUCAAAGAUUAUUUUGGCAAGCAUGCUUUUGUCAAUGUGGCCACCUAUUGUGGACUGACAGCUCAGUAUCCUGAGCUGAAUGUGCUUCAGGAUGAGCUGAGGUCCUUUGGUCUAGUAGUGUUGGGCUUUCCCUGCAAUCAAUUUGGCAAGCAGGAACCAGGAGAGAACUCAGAGAUCCUUCCAGGGCUAAAGUAUGUCCGUCCAGGGAGAGGAUUUGUCCCAAAUUUCCAGCUUUUUGAGAAAGGGAAUGUGAAUGGUGAAAAGGAACAAAAGGUCUUUACCUUCCUGAAGCACGCCUGUCCUCACCCCUCGGAGUUUUUGGGCAUGUUAAAACACAUAACCUGGGAACCUGUAAAGGUCCAUGACAUCCGCUGGAAUUUUGAAAAGUUCCUGGUGGGGCCUGAUGGCGUCCCUGUCAUGCGCUGGUCUCACCUGACUACCGUCGGCUCUGUGAAGGCAGACAUCCUGGCCUACCUGAAGCAGUUCAAAGUGUAGACACAGCAACAGGAAGGUCAUCGCACAACUUACGUUCCACUUUAUAACACGCCUCCAUCCCCAGGACAAACGCAUGCGUCAUUUUCCAACUCUUUUCAGCUCAGUGUUGGCCGAGGACACCCCUCCUGGAAAGCCCUUGUCAAUGCCAUGCCCCUGCAGGAGCCCCAAGGUAGAGUGGACGCAGGAAAGCACCUCACGUGAAGUAAGGGCAUCUCUGUCAUAGUGGGGCCCAGAGCCCCUCUGAUUUGGAGUCUGAAAGCUGUCCCUGCUGUUUGAUGCUCAGUGCUCUGAGGUCAUGAUGCCUGGCAGGGCCGCUUUCCCUCUCUACCCAAGACUCCUCGUGUCAGAACCAGCCUUGCCACUGUUGCCAAUAAAAUAAUUUCUGCAGCA